Molecule: messenger RNA, 1579 nt
Organism: Mesocricetus auratus (golden hamster)
Lineage: Eukaryota; Metazoa; Chordata; Mammalia; Rodentia; Cricetidae
Gene: Cxcl14
Product: C-X-C motif chemokine ligand 14
Exons: 4
Coding region: 229-528 (99 amino acids)
Biological process (GO): cell chemotaxis; antimicrobial humoral immune response mediated by antimicrobial peptide
Cellular component (GO): extracellular region
Molecular function (GO): chemokine activity
Source: RefSeq, a predicted model, not a curated record
AGGGUGGGCGGAGGGAGGCUGUGGGGAGAUCGCAGCACCCAGCGCCAAGCGCAGCGCAGCACCGCGACAGACGGCAGGAGCUCCCACCGACGGGCGCAGCUGGAGCGAGCGGAGCAGGGAGGCGUGCACUACACCGAGAACCGAGCCGGGCGGCAUCCCCCGGCCGCCGCACGCACAGGCCGGCUCCCUCCUCGCGUCCCUGCUCCCCACUGCGCCGCUCCGGCCAGCAUGAGGCUCCUGGCGGCCGCGCUGCUCCUGCUGCUCCUGGCGCUGUGCGCCUCGCGCGUGGACGGGUCCAAGUGUAAGUGUUCCCGGAAGGGGCCCAAGAUCCGCUACAGCGACGUGAAGAAGCUGGAAAUGAAGCCAAAGCACCCACACUGCGAGGAGAAGAUGGUCAUCAUCACCACCAAGAGUAUGUCCAGGUACCGGGGCCAGGAGCACUGUCUGCAUCCCAAGCUGCAGAGUACCAAACGUUUCAUCAAAUGGUACAACGCCUGGAACGAGAAACGCAGGGUCUACGAAGAGUAGAGUGACCGAUCUCGGGAAGAAAAACUCCAGGCCAGUUGAAAGACUUCAGCAGAGGACUUUGCAGAUUCAAAUAAAAGCCCUUUCUUUCUCACAAGCAUAAGACAAAUUAUAUACUGCUACGAAGCUCCUCUUACCAGGGUCACUUUUUACAUUUUAUAGCUCUGUGAAAGGCUUCCAGAUGUGAGACCCAGCUCUCCUGCGCUCCAGACUUCAUUUCCAGUGGCUUUUUGCCGAAAGGGGGUGGGGGGCAACUCAAGCCUUUCCUUUUUAAAAUAAGGGGUUUUGUAUUUGUCCAUAUGUCACCACACAUCUGAGCUUUAUAAGCGCCUGCAAGGAGCAAUGAGCUUGGUUGAGGCAUUUCAUUGCACCAUUGCUCCGGUUCAGGCUUGCGAAGCUUCCGCUCAGAGGGCCCGGCACCUCGGCACAGCUGCCACGGGCUCUCCUGGGCUUAUAACUGGUCAGGGUUUCAGUGAUCCUGUUGUAGGGCAAUUGGGAGCAGGUCCUUGGACAUCUGUGCCUGGAGAAACUCAGUCUAGUUACCAUAAUACGCUUCAUCCCACCCGCACCCCAGAUCACGGUCCUGCAAGCAAUCCCUAAAGGAGCUGGGUCUUUCUUCCAACCUGAAGAAAGUUUCUGCGGCUUCGGUAGACCAUGCUUCUGAGGCGUGGCGAGUUCCUGGCACUGUGAGUAAACAACCCAAAGAGGAAACGGAAAGAUUCACAGCACACAGCCCGAGCUACACAAACCAUUGGCAAGGGGAAACUUUGUUUCUUUCCCUCAAGCCCAACAGAAAGCACACUCCCCUCCAGUGCAGGCGCAAAGGGCGCAGUCCUCUCCGGGAGUUAGGAGUUAGGAUGUUUUGAGCCCUCCCCGGUGUACAUACCGCCUUCUGUGCGCCCUGCAGCGCACACCACCCUCCAGUAGAGGCCGCACUCACACUCUGCGGCUGUUCCUUUGCUAUGUAAAUGCUGAGAGCCAUGAGCUGCAUGCAGGGUUCAUGUCCUUUCUAAGAUGAAAAAGAAAGUAAUAAAAUAUAUUUGAAGUUACCAAA